AUUAAAAACUCAGCUUAUUUCGGAACCCUAACAGAGGUCGGAGUCGAAUCUUUAGGGUUUGUUGCAAGGGCACCGCAGACAUGGCGGGCAAGUAGACGACGGUCCUGUGUCGGACUCAUCGAUAUCGCUGAAUCAGAAUUGUGGGUAUUGUUUGCCGUUCUUACACUUUCUAUAGAACAUUGUGGACUUUUCUUAUUUGCAGUUGGGAACUCGAGGAAGAGUGGAGAAUAGAACUAGAAAAAAGGCUAGAGUUGAGAGGCAAAGGCGAUGGUUGGGAUGGUACCAGCUGCGAAUGCUGAAGGAGGAGCAGGAGCUGGCGCAUCCGGGAAGGGCAAGGCCAACGCAACGCAGCAGCCCGAUAGCUCCCUCAAGCGGAAACGCGGUUUGUUCAACAAGGAUUUGAGGCUGAUGAUGUAUGGUUUCGGCGAUGAUCCGGACCCGAUGCCGGAGACAGUGCUUUUAAUGGAGGACAUUUUAAUUGAUUACAUUACGGAUACUGUGCACAAGUCGCAGAACGUGGCGUCCAGGCGGGGGAAGCUUACGACGGAGGAUGUCAUGUUCCUUGUUCGGAAGGACUCGCGGAAAUUUUCUAGGGUUAAGGAGUUGCUGGCGAUGAACGAGGAGCUGAAGAGGGCGCGGAAAGCUUUCGAACUGGACGAGGAGAAAAUGGCUACCGAGUUUUAGAGAAUUCGUUCAGCAGGAUUCUUUCGAUUGCAUUUUGCGUGUGGCGCCAGCGCAAAAGUGUAUAAACAUCUUCCGUCUUGCAAUCUAGCCAGAUCCUGCAGCGCCAAGGUACCAGCAUCCAUGGAAACUGCUUCUAGGUUGAGGGGUAUUCAUUCGUGCAUUGUGAUUUCUGAGAACGGAGAAGAAGUGUAUGAACGUGCACAAAGGAUUUACCGUGGCGGGCAUUCGGCGGGCAUUUGUUCAUGAUUGUUCCAAAACCCGAAGUAGAAGUUGUCAAGGAAUGAACUCGAUGUGUCAAAUCUUUGAUUUCGACACGACAACCGAAGAGUUUACGAUGGAGAAUAAAGUGUGUUUAUGAUAUUUCAACUUAUUUUUCUUUCCAGAUUGUUCUACGUUUGCUUGUAUGGCAGAUAUAAACAAGUGAUUUUUUUUAUUGGAAAAGCUUUUUAAUUCUUUCUUUUAAAUGUAAUUUUACUUUUCGAUA
Messenger RNA from Physcomitrium patens, 1168 nucleotides. RefSeq names its product transcription initiation factor TFIID subunit 13. Gene Ontology annotation, molecular function: protein heterodimerization activity. Lineage: Eukaryota; Viridiplantae; Streptophyta; Bryopsida; Funariales; Funariaceae. Gene Ontology annotation, biological process: transcription by RNA polymerase II. The record is from RefSeq and is a predicted model, not a curated record.